CCCCCUCCCUUCCAUGCUUUUCCUGGACAGAGAUUUCUCAGGAAGCAAAUGAGAUUUUAUUGCAUUAGGGGCAUCAGGAUCUCAAACACCACAUUCUCCCUUCCCCCAUUGUGGGCUUUGCUAUUUAAAUGAUCUGCUGUGGAAGUGGGGCCAGCCCGAUCGAUAUCAUGUAGAAGGACUGGGGAAGAAUCAAGUCAGACUAUCCCGAGACAUUCAGCAGCUUCUGGAGCAACAAGAACGAUCAGAAAUAUUACCGAAACAUGGAAGGGUCAUAUUAUGGAACAGUGGACCAACCGCACCAAAUGGGUCACCCGUCCCAACCCAUGAUGAAUGCAUAUCCUGGUGUGAACACAAUGUAUGCUCCUCCACCUUCUCAGCCAAUGGGUGCGGCUCCUUUUGUGGCUCCAGUAAAUCCGUAUCCAAAUAAUCUAAACAGCAAUUUUGCUGCACCUCAUUAUCCACCGGUUGGAAUGGAUAAUCCCUCCGUGCCUCUCCUUAGUGCAGGUGCACUUGGCCCGACUGCUCCUUCAUCUGACAUGUUUGGUCCUGUUCCUGGCUAUGAAGGAAUGAACACUGGUGAUAACAGUGGCAGGUUCCUACCACCUCCCCCUCCAGCCUUGAUCCCAGGUCCUGCUCGGCCGUCUCCUGAAAACGCAGAAUGGGCGAUCCCCAAUAUUACAGAAGAUGCUGCCAAAGAAGCCUUUCUACAGUACGCCAAGGAAUCUUGUUGUUACGGCACCUCAGCAGCAAAAGAAAUGGUAUUCAAGGAGUUCAAUCCCUUUAAUACCUACAGGUAUCGACUGGAAACCUUCACAGAGGCGCGGGCAUUUGACUGGCAGAUAAAGCCGUUUGAUGGUCAUUCAACUGAUUUAGGGGCGUAUGGACCUCCUCCACAGCCUUGGGAUAUUCCUGUGCCAUGUUCAACUCUGUUUAAGGAUGAUGAGAAGAAAAUGCCUGUUCCUGGCACCUCCUCUGUAAAGACCUGUCCACAGUGCAUGGGCAUAGGCAAAACCGUCUGCACCAAAUGUGCUGGAACUGGUCGGGUGAAGUGCACUUGGUGUCAUGGGACAGGAAAACAUGUAGAUGAUGAACAGUGCUCCACCUGUAGCGGCAAUGGAACUGAAAGCUGUAGAUCAUGUAGUGGUGCAAUGCAGUGUUGCGAAGGAUGCUCUGGCAAGGGGAAAGUUGUGAACUACAUUCAACUGACCGUCACAUGGAGAAAUAACAUAUUUGAGUUUGUUGCUGAUCACAACUCAGAUUUUCCUACUGAUAACUUCAAGAAGGUGACAGGAGAGAAGAUUUUCACAGAUGAGCAACACUUGGUACCUCCACUAGUCACUUUCCCCAAACAAUCCAUUAAUAAAGCUUCUCAGGAUGGACAGAAUGAACAUUAUUCCAAAUUUAAUUCUACAAGCAGAAUACUAAAACAAAGACAAACCAUUGAGUUGCUGCCACUCACUAAAGUGAAUUACACCUGGAAAGGAAAUCCAUACUCGUACUUUGUCUAUGGCAGAGAGAACAAGGUUUACACAACAAACUAUCCACAGAAGUGCUGCUGCGUCUUGCUCUAGAACCUCUACUAAACACCACAUAUAUCUAUCUUGUGUGCAUAUAACUCAACAUUGUGUCUCAAUUUACAAUUUAUUAUAGUCUUUCAUACAUUAUGGGGCAGAUUUAUCAAGAGUCGAAGUGAAAAUUUGAAUUUUCGAGUUUUUCAAGUAGAAUUCGACGAGGGAAUAGUUAAAAUUAGAUUUCAAAUUCGAUUUUUGAAAUUUAUCAUGUACUAGCCCUUUUAAGAACUCUAAUUCUACUAUUCACCACCUUAAACCUGCCGAAUUGCUGUUUUAGCCUAUGUGGGACGUCCUGGGAUCAAUUUGGAGUUGCUUGCAGCCUUCCAUCAGAGGAAAAAACUCGAUUUGAAUUUGAUCUGAGUUUGCGGGUUGAUCCCAUUCACCCAAGUUUGAAAAAUUGUUUGUCGAGUUUCGAGUUCAAGGGAGUUUAUGGGUGUUUUUACAAACUCCCAUUAACUCUUAAUUCGACCGUUGAUAAAUCUGCCCCUAUGUGUGUGUGUGUGUGUGUGUGUGUAUGUAUAUGCGGGAGGACUAACCAUAUAGAAAAUUCAUAUAAGAAAUUCAUAUAAGAAAUCCAUAUUUUUUUUAUAUCUUGUAUUCCUGUUAAAACUAUCAUUUGCAAUCUCAUUUAUUAGAGGUUAAAGAAUUGCUAAAAAUCAGCACCAUGUUUUUUCAAGAAAGCGCAAUGUUUUUUUCAAGUUUUUUUCAAGUUUUCGCUCAAUUUUAUAGAGUCUUUUCCAGCACCAACUUUUCCGAAUUUUUUUUAUUGAUAAAUAAUUUAAUGGGAGUUUAAGUGACAUAAGUGGAUUGGAGUUUGGUUGAGCUUGGUUUAAUAAAAAGAUGAGAUAAAUUAGAAUUUUAGUAAAUAACAUUAAAACCAAACAAGCUGUAUAAAGAUCACUCAGCGCUGAUAAAGUUUGUAUCUGGUUUAGAGAGGCUCUCUGGAUCGGUUCAACGUUCUUUGUGUGAGCUUUGUAAGGGGAAAUGCUGUGGGUUGGCAUCUGGUAUGGUGAGUCUCUGUAAACAAGUCCCAUUUCCAUUGGAAGGGACAAUGUUUUUUUUUUUAAGAGAAAGGCAAAAUAUUUAACAAUGGAGUUCAGAAUGUUAUGCCCACCAUUUAUAGUAUUGUUGUAUAAUGACACACUGUAUACAUUUAUAAAAUUUGCUGCAUGAUCAACAAUAACAGCUGAAGAGUACCAGAUCUUAACCAAUAUAGCUAUACCACCCAUUGCCCUGAGAAUAUAAUACAGUACUGUUUAAUUGCAUAUCAUAUACAUGAGGUAUAAUGGGUGUGGCUGGAGCAGAUUGAGGGCAUGGAAGUUAGUCAAUAGAAAAUGGCAUUUAACAAGAGGAUAUACAUUAUUGUGAAUUGGGUAAACAAGAUAUUGUAAUAGUCUAAAGUAUUAAAAACUGUUUUUAAUGCCAUAGUCCUAAUGAAUUCCAGUAAUUAAUAAACACAGGUUGUGCAGAAACUCUC
Messenger RNA from Xenopus laevis (African clawed frog), 3048 nucleotides. It is a transcript of the gene ssuh2.L, whose product is annotated as ssu-2 homolog L homeolog. Bases 261 to 1571 code for a protein of 436 amino acids. Lineage: Eukaryota; Metazoa; Chordata; Amphibia; Anura; Pipidae. The record is from RefSeq and is a predicted model, not a curated record. The transcript is spliced from 14 exons.